Meyerozyma guilliermondii ATCC 6260 is the source of this 921-nucleotide messenger RNA. It is a transcript of the gene PEP8, whose product is annotated as retromer subunit. Bases 1 to 921 code for a protein of 306 amino acids. Gene Ontology annotation, biological process: retrograde transport, endosome to Golgi; intracellular protein transport. The transcript has a single exon. The record is from RefSeq and is a predicted model, not a curated record. Gene Ontology annotation, cellular component: endosome; retromer complex. NCBI's taxonomy places the organism in Eukaryota, Fungi, Ascomycota, Pichiomycetes, Serinales, Debaryomycetaceae.
AUGUCUCUUUUCUUUCGGGCGCCUUUGGAAAUCGACAUUCGUUUCGAUAGCGAGGAAAGCCGAAAGUAUGUUGAUGUCAAAACCACACAAGGAAGGCUAGAAAAGCUUCCUAUAUACAAGGACGGUGAAACUGUUAAGGGAAAUGUCACGAUACGUACGAAAGAUGGACGAAAAGUUGAUCAUUUUGGUGUCAAAGUCCAACUAUUAGGAGUGAUCGAAACCAACUCUGAUGGUCUACAAGUCAGUGAGUUUCUUUCUUUGGCUACAGAACUCGCAGCUCCAUCACAAAUCUCGCGGCCGGAAACAUAUCCCUUUGAAUUCAAGAAUGUCGAAAAACAGUACGAAAGUUAUCGUGGUAAAAAUGCCCGUUUACGAUACUACGUGAAGGUGGUGGUUUCACGCAAGUCUGCAUCAGAAAUAACCAGAGAGAAGGAAAUGUGGGUGUACCAUGACACAUCAGAAGCAGAGGGUAAUGGCACAAGUAGUUUGGUCGCCAACAAGGAUAAACCCAAAUCUACGGUGAAAAUGGACGUGGGAAUCGAGGACUGUCUUCACAUAGAGUUCGAGUACCUGAAAUCGAGAUUCUCCCUUAAAGAUGUGAUCGUUGGACGAAUCUACUUUCUUCUCGUGAGACUCAAAAUCAAGCAUAUGGAACUCCUGUUGAUACGGCGAGAAACGGUGGGUGCCCCACCCAAUGCCAUCACCGAUAGUGAAACGUUGGUGCGGUUUGAAAUUAUGGACGGUGCUCCAGUAAAGGGAGAAACUAUACCCAUUCGGCUCUUUUUGGGAGGAUUUGAUUUGACCCCAACUUACCGAGAUGUUAACAAAAAGUUUUCUACCCGCACAUAUCUCUCACUCGUGCUCAUUGACGAAGAUGCCCGGCGCUACUUUAAACAGAGCGAGAUCAUUUUGUAUAGAUAA